AUCCAGAAGUGUUGAAUAGGGUAGCGUUUGAGAUGUACUUAAGAGUGCGUUAUACUAUUCCCCUUAAUGUGCAUGUUUGAAAAUACUCAGAAUAAAACACUUGUGAGAGCUACGGGAAAAAAAAAAAAAGGUCAACUGUGGCCCAAGAAAGGACAGGGACCAAGCCCACGGACGUGCUCCUCUGAGUUGCACUAGUCUCUGGGCCUUGGCUCCCACACUGAACAGCUCUCCUCUUUAAACGUCUUCAGCUGUCCUCCUCCAGGAAGCCGGGUCAGGCGCUUCCUCCCGGGCGUCUCCGGUCUUCGUGGGAACCACAGGUCAGGUGUCAACCUACUCCAGGAUGGGGGCCCCCAGGGGCCAGCCAGGCCUCCCAGCCUUGCCUAACCCUGGGGUUGACACGGACUUUAGCGUCUUUUUAAACUUCCGGCGCGGGCUCUGCGGUGGCACAGGAGGGUCCUCCGAACUUUCUCUGUGAUCUCAAAGGUCCAGAUUCCACAUUGGGGAUGGGCCCAACUGACUUUGCUUCGCUCUCAUUAGCCGGUGGUCCUCCAGGAAGGUGGGGCCGCCUCUCUGCUGUGCUCUCAUAGGCCCAGGUUCUUGAGUUCGUGUGUCCUUCUCUCACUCUGAUUGGUGUAUAUUCCCCCUGAGGGUGUGGCAAAAUCUCAUUGGCUCUCGCGCCCGAAUGUAUGACGUCAUGCGCUAGCGGCCGUCGCUUUUGCUGGACGUCAUCCUCGGGAGCCCACCCGUACGAAGGCAGAGAGUAGAUGGCAGAACCCGCGGCGGCGGCUAAGCUGAGACAGUAGUAGCGGCCACAGCGACGACGGCAGCGAUGGCUGGGGCGGGGCCAGCCCCGGGACUCCCGGGUGCAGGAGGACCCGUGGUCCCGGGUCCUGGCGCUGGCAUCCCGGGCAAAAGCGGCGAGGAACGCUUGAAGGAAAUGGAGGCGGAGAUGGCCCUGUUUGAGCAGGAAGUUCUGGGGGCUCCAGUACCUGGAAUCCCAACUGCUGUGCCUGCCGUGCCCACGGUCCCCACGGUCCCCACGGUAGAAGCGAUGCAGGUCCCAGCGGCUCCUGUGAUCCGCCCAAUUAUCGCGACCAACACAUACCAGCAGGUCCAGCAGACUCUGGAGGCCCGAGCAGCUGCUGCAGCCACAGUAGUUCCUCCCAUGGUGGGUGGCCCUCCUUUUGUAGGCCCUGUUGGCUUUGGCCCUGGUGAUCGGAGUCACCUGGACAGCCCAGAGGCUCGAGAAGCCAUGUUCCUGCGGCGGGCAGCUGUGGCCCCCCAGAGGGCCCCUAUCCUGCGUCCAGCCUUCGUCCCCCACGUGCUACAGAGAGCAGAUUCCGCUCUCUCCUCUGCAGCAGCCGGCCCCCGCCCUAUGGCCCUACGGCCCCCUCACCAGGCCCUCGUGGGCCCCCCUCUGCCUGGGCCCCCUGGACCACCCAUGAUGCUGCCACCAAUGGCUCGGGCUCCAGGGCCCCCGCUGGGCUCCAUGGCUGCGCUGAGGCCCCCUCUGGAAGAGCCAGCAGCACCCCGAGAGCUGGGCCUAGGCCUGGGGUUGGGCCUGAAAGAGAAGGAAGAGGCAGUGGUGGCGGCAGCGGCGGCGGCUGGGCUGGAGGAGGCCAGCGCGGCUGUGGCCGUGGGGGCAGGAGGUGCCCCAGCUGGCCCUGCAGUCAUUGGGCCCAGCCUGCCGCUGGCCCUGGCCAUGCCAUUGCCCGAGCCUGAGCCCCUGCCCCUCCCGCUGGAGGUCGUCCGCGGCCUUCUGCCCCCGCUGCGCAUUCCUGAACUCCUGUCCCUGCGUCCUCGGCCCCGGCCCCCUCGGCCAGAGCCACCCCCAGGCCUCAUGGCUCUUGAGGUCCCAGAGCCCCUGGGUGAAGACAAGAAGAAGGGGAAGCCAGAGAAAUUGAAACGGUGCAUUCGCACAGCGGCAGGGAGCAGCUGGGAGGACCCCAGCCUGCUGGAGUGGGAUGCAGAUGACUUCCGGAUCUUCUGUGGGGAUCUGGGCAAUGAGGUGAAUGAUGACAUCUUGGCACGCGCCUUCAGCCGCUUCCCAUCCUUCCUUAAGGCCAAGGUGAUCCGUGACAAGCGCACAGGCAAGACCAAGGGCUACGGCUUUGUCAGCUUCAAGGACCCCAGCGACUACGUGCGCGCCAUGCGUGAGAUGAAUGGGAAGUAUGUGGGCUCGCGCCCCAUCAAGCUUCGCAAGAGCAUGUGGAAGGACCGGAAUCUGGACGUGGUCCGCAAGAAGCAGAAGGAAAAGAAGAAGCUGGGCCUGAGAUAGGGUCUGUGGCCAGGCACCCGCUCCCACCUGGCCGGGCGCUGGCUCCUCCCUCAGUUCUCUUUGGAAAACCCCCAGCUGUCCACCCAUCCCUUGCCCCAAAACCAGUUUCAAUAAAUUUACGUUCAUUUCCA
Pongo pygmaeus (Bornean orangutan) is the source of this 2409-nucleotide messenger RNA. RefSeq names its product RNA binding motif protein 42 (gene RBM42). The record is from RefSeq and is a predicted model, not a curated record. NCBI's taxonomy places the organism in Eukaryota, Metazoa, Chordata, Mammalia, Primates, Hominidae. Gene Ontology annotation, molecular function: mRNA binding. The transcript has 10 exons. The coding region runs from base 830 to 2278 and encodes 482 amino acids.